AUGGUGGCAGAGGGUGAGGGCCUGCUGCCCAUGUUUGUCAAGCUGAUGGAGUGGAACCAGCAAGCCACAGAGGCCCCUCCUCAGCUCCUCUACGUGGACUGUGACUGCUGUUUCAGCGUGGGCAAGGGCAAGGCAGCUGCCAUGUUCCACGAGUGUCACCACGGACAGUCACCAGCUGUACGGCCGCCUCUCCUUCUGCGUCUUCAAGUGGGACGUGGAGGAUGUGGCCCAUCUACAGGAGGCCUGACUGAUGCCGGGUCUUGCAGCAGACCCACUGUCAAGGAGCUGGCUUGGCACUGUCGUCUCCGCCGCAAACGUGGGGCCCAGGAGACUGAGCUGCUCAUCCAGGAGCUGACGGACACCAUGGGCAUCAGGCUUCUGGACCGCAAGAAGAUGGAGGACAUCUGGCAGACCCAGAGGCACCACCUCCACUGCAUUCAGGAUCCUCCUGGUGUACAGCUGUACAGGAGGGUGCGGCAGGUGACCAGGGGAGGGCUCGUCCUGCCCGUGUAUCUCUGUGCAUGCAGUUCCACUUCCCUGGAGUCGUUCCACCUGCACCUGAACCCAUUCAUACCUGGUACAAGUGCGAGUGCCCUGCACUUUCAGUCAUACCUGCUUGAACGGUUGGUGAGGUGGAAUGAAGACCGCAUAGCAGCAGCAGUGGAGGGAAGUGAUCCUACUCAGGUCUGCUACAGCAGCCAGCUGCAGUACUAUGCUGAGCACCAGCUGAGCAAGCAUUUCCUUAGGCUCCAGAUGGACUACACUAGGCCUGGAGAGUAUACAUCCUCUCAAUCUCUCUUGCUCUCUCUCUCUCUCUCUCUCUCUCAUAUUCACAUACACACGCACACACACACAUAGCCCUUUUUUCCCCUCUGGGAUGUAUUCAACACACUUGUUUAGGUGAACUCAUCAGGGUGGAGUACCUGUACUCUCAGACCGGUCUAGUGCUGCAUUAGGACGUCGGCAGGGAUACAGACGCUCCCGAUGGGCUUAGCAAUGAGGACCUUCCAGAACUGGAAGACGAGGGAUUCGAGGAUGUGGAUUUGGGGUUGAAUGAGUAUCAAAUCACUGCUGCCUCUCCAUCGCACAGCAAUGGGACCUCGUUCUCUGGCUGCCUCGUCGCGGACCCAGUCAUACUGAACCAAG
This is a messenger RNA of Electrophorus electricus (electric eel), 1146 nucleotides long. NCBI's taxonomy places the organism in Eukaryota, Metazoa, Chordata, Actinopteri, Gymnotiformes, Gymnotidae. The record is from RefSeq and is a predicted model, not a curated record.